This is a messenger RNA of Cladophialophora psammophila CBS 110553, 642 nucleotides long. RefSeq lists its product as uncharacterized. The transcript has a single exon. Lineage: Eukaryota; Fungi; Ascomycota; Eurotiomycetes; Chaetothyriales; Herpotrichiellaceae. The record is from RefSeq and is a predicted model, not a curated record. The annotation marks the transcript as partial.
ACUCUCUUAGCGCGACGAAGAAAUAUUACUUCGGUUCGGUACGGCCCGCCACGUAUAUUUACGAUCUUCGCUCUAAAUCUCUCCGACUUUCUUAACUACUUUCUAGAGAUAUUACGCGGAUUCUCUUUACUAAGUUAUAUAAAAAGUUAUAAUUUUAACGUUAGCUCCGCUAUAUCUAAUAGUAUAAUAUCUUCUAGAACGAAUACGCUUUUUCGGAAAUAGUAAUAGCGAUAUAAUAUUAGUAAAGAAACUUUCUACGCGCUUUAGAAUAUUCUUUCUAUAGUUAAAUAUAAUAUAGAGCUCCAGAGAUAUAAUAAUAUUAGUAACUAAGUAUUUUCUUAGAGCGAGCCAUCGGAUUUAAAUAAACGUCCCGCGAAUAGAUGGCUUCUCGACGAAAUGAUUCUUAGUAUAGACGUAGAAUAUUUAAUUAUCGAUAACGACUCUAACUCUUAGCUAAAUACGGAUGAGAACUUUAUCUUUAGAAAUUUAAAUAUUAAAUAAUUUAAUGACAAUAUACUUACUAAUGAAUAUAAUAUAGAUACGGCCUAUAUAUCGAAACUUUAAUCUUUUUCGAAUAAUCUAGAUCUUUUACCUAGGAAUACCUCGAUCUUAGUUGAGCGGCUAUCUUCUAAAAACUCUCUA